Molecule: messenger RNA, 690 nt
Organism: Diaporthe citri
Lineage: Eukaryota; Fungi; Ascomycota; Sordariomycetes; Diaporthales; Diaporthaceae
Exons: 3
Coding region: 1-690 (229 amino acids)
Source: RefSeq, a predicted model, not a curated record
AUGGAAGAGCUUUCAAUACCAUACGAAAUCAUCUCACUGAAGUUUGACGAUGUCAAGAAAAAGCCUUACACAGACAUCAAUCCCAAUGGCCGUUUCCCUGCGAUUCAUGACCCUAAUACGGGCCUGACACUGUGGGAGUCGGGCGCCAUCCUGAACUACCUGAUCGAGCAGUAUGACACCAAGAACCUCAUCAGCUACACCACCCUCAAGGAGAAGCACCACUGCAAUCAGUGGCUGCAUUUCCAAGUCAGUGGCCAGGGCCCGUACUAUGGCCAGGCCGGAUGGUUCAAUGUCAUGCAUCCCGAAAAGGUCCCCUCCGCUAUGGAGAGAUACAACGAUCAGUCGCGCCGCGUCCUCGGGGUCUUGGACGGCUGGCUUUCAAGCCGGAAGUGGCUUGUGGGUGACAAGAUCACCUAUGCGGACAUUGCCUUUGCACCCUGGAAUGAGCGUUUCGAUGCCGUCGUGGCUUGUGCGCCAGAGGAGAAAUUUGAUGGGUUCCCCCAUGUUGCGGCGUGGCACCAGCGUAUUGUCGAACGUCCCUCUUGGAAGGCUGCCAUGGAACACCGUGACAAGGGUAUGGACGAGCAGGGACUCAUGUGGAAUGGGAGGCCCAAAGGCAUCAAAACCUUCCAAGAAUAUGAGGCAAAAAUCGCCAGAGGCGAGGAUACAACUCCGGCAAAGGACCUUUAG